AUGCGCCGUAUGGAUGGGAGGUGGUCUGAUCAGAUGAAAUGGAGAACAUUGAGUGAGGGGGAAGUAGCCCUAAAGAACCAUUUUCUUGCUGCAUCGAGCGAGUUCGUCGGGACCGUCCUCUUCCUCUGGUUCGCCUUCGCCGGGACGCAAGUAGCCGCCAUGACCAGCGCCAGCGCCAGCGCCAGCGACACCAUCACCCCGCAGCGCCUACUCUACAUCUCCCUGAGCUUCGGCAUGUCCCUGCUGGUAGUGGCGUGGGCCUUCUACCGGAUCUCCGGCGGGCUCUUCAACCCCGCUGUAACACUCGGCCUCUCCCUGGCGGGGACAAUGCCCUGGCUCCGCUGCGCAUUUCUGGUGCCCGCCCAGAUCCUGGGCGGCAUUGUGGCCGCCGCGCUGGUCUCGUGCAUGUUCCCGGCGCCGAUCGCGGUCGUGCAGACGCGGCUCCACGCCGACACCUCCAUCGCGCGGGGCCUCUUCAUCGAGAUGUUUCUGACCGCGCUGCUGGUGGUCACGAUCUUGAUGCUGGCGGCGGAGAAGCAUAACGCCACGUUCCUGGCGCCCGUGGGCAUCGGGCUGGCGCUGUUUGUGGCGGAGUUGGCCGGAGUCUACUUCACCGGCGGCUCCCUGAACCCGGCCCGCUCGUUCGGCCCCGACGUCGCCGCCGCCAGCUUCCCGGGCUACCACUACAUCUACUGGGUCGGGCCGCUGAUGGGCGCGCUCCUGGCCGCCGGGUACUAUCGCUUCGCGAAGGCGUUCAACUACCCCGAGGCGAAUCCGGGGCAGGAUGCGACGGAGCCGAAGGAGCAGGAGCACCAGCAGGAGGAAGAGCAGGAGCACCAGUCCUGA
Aspergillus brunneoviolaceus CBS 621.78 is the source of this 846-nucleotide messenger RNA. RefSeq names its product aquaporin-1. The record is from RefSeq and is a predicted model, not a curated record. The transcript is spliced from 5 exons. Gene Ontology annotation, biological process: transmembrane transport. Gene Ontology annotation, molecular function: water channel activity. Gene Ontology annotation, cellular component: plasma membrane. Bases 1 to 846 code for a protein of 281 amino acids. Lineage: Eukaryota; Fungi; Ascomycota; Eurotiomycetes; Eurotiales; Aspergillaceae.